GCCUCGGAGAGGCAUUUACUCAGGGUCCUGAUUAUCUGGAGGCAGAAGCCUGAGAGGGGCAGGCUAGCAGGACACCUCCCUCACUUGGCAAGAGCAGUGGAGACCUCGAGGGGACAUCUUCCAGCCUUUGAUUGUUAAAGGACUCCUGGCUGGAGCCUGUGCGUUGAAACCUGGUGCUCCCCUACGGUUGGCUGUUGGUAGGACAGUAGGGGUAGAGUUGGAGGCGAAGUGCUGCCCUCGCAGGAAGUAUAGGCCGCUGGCAGGUGAGAGCAGGCACAGCUGACCACCGUAUGUAUAGGUGGGGGGGACAUCUUUCGCUGUAGGAGAUCUCGGGGGCACCCAAGGGCAGUCCCAUUGCAGCUUGCGUUUACUUCGUCUGGAUUCCCCUGCCAUCACCUGCUGUCCGCAUAGGGUUACACGGGAAAACAGCAGGAGAGCUCCAGGCCCUUGUCAGGGAUCAGGUGCAGAGCGAGCUGCUGCAAAUUUAAUGAACUGGUGGCUAAUUGCUGCCUCUGGGGGCCCAGCUUCCUGCCCUGCUCCAGCUACUGCCUGGACUUGCUUCCUGCCUGGCAGCCAGCUUCCUGGAACUGCCUGUCAGGCACAUGGAGUUCUUGGUGAAGCCAGGCCUGGGCUGUGGGUAGAGGAAGGGGGUAAGCAUGCAUUCCACACCGUGGGAUGCAGUUAGAGCAGUGAGCAAGGCUCUGCAUUUGGGGCAUCAGGGUGGCCGCUUUCAGGAUCCCCUCCCUGUCUUGGGUCCUUGGUCCUUGGGGUGCGUGGGCUGGACCGUGGGACUCUCUGGUGUGCAGGAGAGAAAACAGGCCUGGAAAGGUGAAAAGGACAUAGCCACAGUCACUGGGCCAGUGUGUUAGUCAGAGCUGGAAUUGUGACCCAGGCCCACCUGGUCCCGAUUUCUGUGCUGAGAGAGACAGCCCUGUCCUGACCAAAACCCAAGUCACGUUGUCCGAGUCAGAGGAUUUCUUGAGGGGCCACCCUUGUGAAUGGUGCCCCUGCCCUGGCCUGAGCCCCUGGGAGAUGUUUGUCCCAAGCACCUUGUGAGGUAGAUAUUAGGACAGCUGGUGUCAGAUGGCAGGCCCUCCAAGCCUGGUGCGCAGAGGUGGGGGGGUACCCUCUCGGCCUCGCGGAGCCCUGAGAGUGAGCCAGCUUGGAGCUCCAGCCGCACCCUUGGUGUGGGGUCUGGGCCAGCUGCUCCACUGUCUGAGUCCGCGUCCUCCCUGGUGACGCUCCCCUGACAGCCUCGCUGGCCUCCGAGGACAGAGGGGAGUCUGCUAGGCGCCGUGAGAAGAGCCAGGUGCCGGGGUGGGGAGGACUUCUGAUUUCGCAGGCUGUGUCCCCAGCUGGCCUUCCGAACGGGCUCCGUCCCUCCCUCCCUGCUGAUUCUGCCCAUGUCUCUUGCUUUCAAGCUUGCGCUGUCUCCGGCCUCUUCAACUGCAUCACCAUCCACCCUCUGAACAUCGCAGCGGGCGUGUGGAUGAUGGUGACACUUUCCCCGCGCCGACGGCGAUGGUGGUGGUGAUGGCAGCAGUGCCGUCCUUGUGCUCGGAGCGCCCCAUGUCGGGGAACUCGCCGCAGGCUCACAGCGAGGCCAGGAUGCGGGGGUGGAGGGGAGGCCCGGAGGCUUCCCUCAAGGAGCGCUGCAUGAACGCCUUCAUCCUGCUGCUCUGCGAGGCGCCCUUCUGCUGCCAGUUCAUUGAGUUUGCGAACGCGGUGGCGGGGAAGGCGGACCGGCUGCGCUCCUGGCAGAAGGCUGCUUUCUACUGCGGGAUGGCCGUGGUCCCCAUCGUCAUCAGCCUGACGCUGACCACCCUGCUGGGCAACGCCAUCGCCUUCGCGACCGGAGCGCUGUACGGGCUCUCUGCGCUGGGCACAAAGGGCGAUGCGAUCUCCUAUGCCAGGAUCCAGCAGCAGAAGCAGCAGGCGGAUGAGGAGAAGCUCACGGACACACUGGAGGGGGAGCUGUGAUGUGGGUUGAGGGGGACCCUCCGGAGAUCCCUGCUCGCCCCUCUGGUCUGUGUGAGCACAUCCCUGAGCGGCACUGAUCCUGAGGACAGCCUGGAAGAGGAGCUGGUGCCUGAGGACAGCCUGGAAGAGGAGCUGGUCCCUCUCACCUGUCCCCGUGCCUGGAGUCCUCUGCCUGCCCCUCCCCGGAUUGGCAUCUUCUGGCCCCGAGCCGGGUGCUGAGGGCCUGGGGUGAGGGCUCUGGGGGCCGUGGCCAGCAGCAAGGGGAUGGGCAGUGGUGGCAGGCCGCAGGACGUGAGGCAGAGUGCAGCCUGCACAGCUCUGCACAGACAGCCUACCUGACCCUACUCUUCCCAGCCGGCCUGGCUUGGCCGGAAGCAGGCUUACACUGCUGGUGGGACCACUGGAGACCUGCCGACUCCCUGAGGGGAACUGCUGCUGGGGACACUGGCCCGUCUCGUGGUGGGAGGCACGUCAGCCCCAGGCCUGGGCAUCAGCCAGGAGAUCUGAUGAGAUCUCCUCUCAGAUCUCCGGUAGGAGAGUGUCCUGUAAGCUGAGCUGCUUGGGCCACCUCUGUCCUCCUGUCAUGGAGGGGGCAGUGUCCUGCCCCCUCGGCCUCCUGCCACAUCCCAGGGUCCCUGCCAUUCUGUUCUCUGUGGUGGGGGUUGCUCCCCGAGUGCCCAAGAGCAGCCUUGGCAACGACAGGACAGCUGGCUGAGCCUGCCCUCUCCCUGUUUCCGGAAGCCUCAGACCAGCACAGAGCCAGGACACUCCCCAUGGGCCUGGCUGGCCCCCAGGUUCUUUGAACGCUCCCCCCCCCCGCCCCCGCCCUGGUGCUAAGGAAGUGGCAGGGGGCAGGCUCUCCCAGCCGCGGCGGUGGUGGUGGUGGGGGGACUGCCUGGCCACUUCUCUGGUAUGGGCCCCGCCUCAUCCCUGCCCUGCCCUUGGGGAGCUUCCUGCCUUCUGAGAGCUGGGUCAGGCUAGAGCUGCCCUCCAACCCCACCCACCAGCUGUCCCCACCCUGUCAGGCCACCAGGGCAGUUGUAGAAGCAGCCCUGCCUGGGACACGUGCUGCUGUCUCCCCAGCCUCCCUCCUUGCACCGUCCCCUCCAUCCGCCUCAGCCCACUGACCGCUCUGCUGGACUGGGCUUCAGCCCUGGGCACGUCUGAUGGGCUGGCCAGCCUGGGAGCACAGGUGGAAGUGGGCGGGUAUGGACAUGCCCGCCUGGGGCUCAGCUCCUGCUGCUCCUCCAAGCCCCCGGGCUGGGCCUGCUCUGAGCGCCCAGAGCUCAGGGCCGCUCUCGCUCAGUGGAGCCAGCCCCAGGCCUGCACCCCAGCCUCUGCUUCCCCUCUGGGGUUUGUUAGUGUUGGAGGCGGGGAGGGGAGGUCCUGCCUGUCCUGGGGACACGUCACUGGGCUUCUGGCCCACAGCGUCCCCCCAGCAGCUCCCCAGGGAGCCUGACCAGGCUGAGCCCCAGGGUGGCCGGUCGGUGCUUCAGUGCGGCCAGCGUUUCAGUGCGGCCAGCGUGUGGGACACGUGCCUUCAGGGGUCCUCUGGGGCCACUUUCCUCAGGCCAUUGCUGGGCUCAAAGGGCUAUGGGCUGGAGGCCUCUCAAAACCUGCAGGGGGGCGGGGUGUGUGUGUUUGUGUGUGUGUGUCUUCUCCUGCGUGUGCAGUGAGUAAGACCUGUCUACCUCCUGCCCCUCUUGGCUCACUCUUACCCAGGAAGUAAGACUUGGGGGUCUCUCCUGCUCCUGCCCCCGGGGCCUUGCGGACGGGGUCUCCUUUCUGCGGGAGAAGGGCUGGCUGUGUGUCGGGGAAGGUUGCCCCUCUGCCCUGGGAGGGAGUUGGGUGGGCGUUGGGCGGGCCCUCAGCCCCUUGGUCACAGGCCAGAGCAGGUAGGUACUUGACGAGGUUCGCAGUGUGUGCAGCCAAGCAGUCCUGGCACCAGUGGUCCAGUCUCCCAGCAUGAGGGCCCACCUCGCAAGGUGGUGGAGGGGCGGGGCCGCCAGGGCCCACUGCCGCCUCUGCUCUGGGCUGUCUUCUGCGGGUCCUUGUUCCCUCUCAGUGCUCAGCCUGCCUUCUGCUCAGUAAAGCCUGCUUGUUGUGUGCUCGCUUGCGCUCUGCCCGUUUCCUCCUCCCUGCGCCGUGAGUAUGUGGUAUGGAUGCCCCAGCCCCACCCCGGCUGAGUGGGGGCCACUGGCCCUGGGAGGAACUGCCAUUUUAUCAAGUACCUGCUCUGCUGCUGGCCCUGCGCCCGCCUGCCCACAGCAUCUCAGCCCGAGCUCACAGGCAGAGCGUCAUGGGCAGGGCCAACCCCAGGGCUCUCCCUACGGCUGCCUCGCCCCUUCCUUGUCUCUGCCUUGCUGGGACAGGUUGGGGUGGCCAUGGAAGGGGCCCUACCUGGUGCCAUGGGCCCUGGUGAACCUGGGCGGAGAAUGUGGGUCCAGCCUGGCUGCUGGGGGUGCUCCCCCACCUGGAGUAAACUCCACUUCUUCCUCUUC
Messenger RNA from Camelus dromedarius (Arabian camel), 4481 nucleotides. RefSeq names its product calcium channel flower domain containing 1 (gene CACFD1). The record is from RefSeq and is a predicted model, not a curated record. Gene Ontology annotation, cellular component: membrane. The transcript is spliced from 5 exons. Gene Ontology annotation, biological process: vesicle-mediated transport. Bases 1522 to 1980 code for a protein of 152 amino acids. NCBI's taxonomy places the organism in Eukaryota, Metazoa, Chordata, Mammalia, Artiodactyla, Camelidae.